AUGGGAGCGUCAUUGACCGACGAACCAUUUUUGACAAGUCCUUUAUACACCCCCCAGAACUGUUCGAGCUCGCGGAACUCUCGUUCCAACUCUUUUAACUCGUCUGCGUCAUUAUCACCAUUUCCAUCGUCCGUAUUCAACUCUUUAAAUUCACCACUUGAUAGAUUUGAAAUGCAAGGAGUACAAAGAUUUGCGAGUGGAAGUAUGUCAGGAUCUGUUUCCAGUCUUCGGAGCGAGCAUGGACGUAACCGAAUUACACAAACCUCCAGGAAUUCAAGUAUAAGCAGACACAGUUUUCUGAAGAGCCAGACGAUGGAUGUUGCACAUGAUUCACCGUCAAGAUACGCCUCUUCUGGAGGAUCUCGUCGUAAAAGACCUCUAACUUCUUGGGCACGCAUCGGCAUGAAAGCUAUCAAAAUGAUCGGAGGAGCGUGUUGGAGAUGCCGAAUUCUGGGUAAAAGUGUACAGAAGAGAAUCCCUUGCGAUACUUGCCCAAAACGAAGCAAAGCUGGCAAAACAGCUUGGACGCAAAUUGGCUGUAAGCGAGGUACACUUUCAGAGGAGAUGGAGUCUAUCGAUCUCUGCCCAAAAUCAUAUUCCCAACCAAUGCCUUCUGGUAUCGAUAUUUUGUGUCUUCAAUGCCAGCGUCAUUGGUGCCAAAGCUCAAACUCGCACGAAAGCAGAUAUCCAAAAUGUCAAAUAAUUGAUGCAAAGGUAAUUGGACCUUUCAUAUCCGAUCUCAAAAACGAUUACGUGGAAGAAGCCGCAAGAAGACGAAAAAAGGAUAUAGCAAAAUAUGUCUUUAGAGAAUAUUGGGCGACCUUCUCGCCCCUAUCGUUGGCUGGCACUUACUUCCCAAAUCAAGCUUCAAUGCCGUCACUUAUUGCCCUUGAUCAAUGUACCAUGGCAAUAGUGUGGGAAAUUGUAGAAGAUUCUUCACACCUUCAAAGUCUACCAACAUUUCUCAACCCUCCAGAAAGGCCACUCGAUGAUCUAGUUAUAUUGUUGCGGUCUGCUUCGAUUUAUCAAGCAAAAUUAGAACCAGCGAACAAUAUUCCCUUUGAAAAGUCAAGCGAGGAUAUGAUAGAAUUAAUGCUCGAUAUGGGUUUGCCAGUGCCAUGUGCAUUUAAGUAUCAAUUUGAUAAUGGCGUCUUCCGGGGCAGAGUGUUUGUUAACUUUGUCGAUAACAGGCAGGCGAGCCAAGCUAUUGAUGCUCUACAAAACUUUGAACUUGAUGGAAAAACUUUGCAAGUCGAAUUCAAAAAUCACAUACCGCGACUAGGAGAAAGAGGAACCUCCUCAAAUUUCUGUAAGGACAGGAAUGUGGAUGCUUUAAUGUCCGCAAUAAAGCGGUACAUUGAGCAACUAUCGAAGGUUUUCUUCAAAAAGGAGAAUUUACGUGGCAAGACAUGGUGGUUAUCAGUCUUUUACAGUCUAGUCAUUCAAAGUUUGGUUCGUGCGAUCAUGAAAGCUAUCAUUGGAGACGGUGGAGCCGAGAUUCCUUCAAGUAUAAACCAGUAUCUUCACCUAGCAGUACGAUUAUUUAUAGCAACUUCUGGAGCCCAUGAUCCACUGACACGCAGCAUACCCGUACUGCAGGGUGGUCGACCAAAAGCGUUGGCAGGUUGUAAUUCGUGUAAAAGGCGCAAGUUAAAUUGUACAAGGUGGAAACCGUCCUGCGAAGCGUGUCAGGUUUUCCAAUGUCCAUGUAUAUAUAGUGGAAAAUCGGAGAUAGAUGAUUCCAAGAUCGAGGACUACAACGUUGCCAGCCUAUCAGUACAACAAGCAAAGUGGCAAUCUUACGGAUUGAAAGAUACGGGGGAAUACUUACAAUAUCUGUUCCAGGAUGAUGGACAACCAAUCACGCAUGAAGCUACUAUAAAUGACGAACCUCAAACAACUCAUUCGAAUAAUAUUGGGGGGGCACUAAACCAACAAGCCAAUUGA
Molecule: messenger RNA, 1947 nt
Organism: Botrytis sinoallii
Lineage: Eukaryota; Fungi; Ascomycota; Leotiomycetes; Helotiales; Sclerotiniaceae
Exons: 5
Coding region: 1-1947 (648 amino acids)
Biological process (GO): regulation of DNA-templated transcription
Molecular function (GO): zinc ion binding; DNA-binding transcription factor activity, RNA polymerase II-specific; RNA binding
Source: RefSeq, a predicted model, not a curated record